AAAAUAAAAAAAAAUGUAACUUUGUUUUCUCCCAACCCAUAACUUGUUUCUCCAUUUUAUUCUAAAGAAUAAUUUGCUUCCUCUAUAUUCUCGUUGACAACUAGAUUUCUCCUUCUUUUGCAAAUCCAAAUUAUUUGAUUGUCCCAAACCGUCAGACGUACCAUGGCUCGAGCCAUAGUCCAAUGGUUAUGGACCUUGUUUAUGGUAAUGGGCCUAGUGGGCAUGGGCAAUUGUGGUAAUAGUAACAAUAACAAUAACGAUAUAGGUGUAAAUUGGGGAAACAUGGCAUCACAACCGCUACCACCAACCAAUGUGGUUGGCAUGUUGAAAGACAAUGGCAUACAAAAAGUGAAGCUUUUCGAUGCCGAUUCAUCCACCCUUAAUGCCUUGGCUGGGACUGGGAUUGAAGUCAUGGUUGCCAUCCCUAAUGACAUGCUUAGUCGAAUGAACAAGUUUAAAUAUGCUAAAGAUUGGGUUAAGAAGAAUGUUACCAAGCAUCUUUAUAACGGGGGUGUUAACAUAAGGUAUGUAGCGGUAGGUAACGAGCCACUUUUAGCAAGUUACAAUGAUAGUUUCAAACAAACAACAUUACCAGCCCUAGAAAACAUUGUGAAAGCCCUUGAAGAAGCUGGGCAUGGAGACAUUAAGGCCUCUGUUCCCCUCAACGCAGACGUGUACGAGUCAUCCUCGACCGUGCCCUCGGGUGGUGAUUUCCGAGGAGACGUAAAGGAUCUCAUGCUAGACAUUGUAGGCUUUCUGAAAGAGAAAGGUGCACCCUUUAUCGUGAACAUAUACCCUUUCCUUAGUCUUUACCAAAACCCGAAUUUCCCAGAGGAAUUUGCGUUCUUUGAUGGAAAUGGUAAAAGCAUAAAUGAUAAUAGUCACACUUACAAUAAUGUGUUUGAUGCUAACUUUGAUACGCUUGUUUGGGCAUUGAAAAAGAAUGGUUAUGGGGAUUUGAAGAUUGUUGUUGGGGAAAUUGGAUGGCCUACUGAUGGACAUAUUAAAGCCAAUACUAAGUAUGCCAAGAAAUUCUAUAAUGGUUUGUUAAAGAAGUUGGCUUCUAAUAAGGGCACCCCUAUGCGAUCAGGACAAUUAGAGGUGUUCCUGUUCGGAUUGCUUGAUGAGAACACGAAGAGCAUAGACCCAGGGGACUUUGAGAGGCAUUGGGGGAUCUUUCGUUACGAUGGGCAACCUAAGUUUUCGAUGGACCUUAACGGUAAGGACAAUAGCAAGACACUGGUAGGUGCUAAGGGUGUGCAAUACAUGGAGUCUAAAUGGUGCGUCUUCAACAAAGAUGCAAAGAACCAAGAUAACAUAUCAGCCUCAGUAGAUUAUGCAUGCUCAAUGUCAGAUUGCACUUCUCUAGGUUACGGUUCCUCGUGUAAUGACCUUGAUGUUAAUGGUAACAUCUCAUAUGCCUACAACAUGUACUUCCAGUUUAAUGAACAGAGUGUCGAAGCUUGUGACUUCGAUGGCCUUGCUACCAUCACCUCUAACAAUGCUUCCCAACCAGGGUGUCUCUUUCCUAUAGAGAUUGUAAGUGCUGCAUUCAGACUCACUAUUGUUCCAAUACAGCUUCUUCUUCUUUUCAGUUUCACGCUUGUGUUGUUAGUGUUGUUGUAAGGUCAAACGAGGUAGAGUUAGUCUAGAUUCCUGAGGUAAUAAAACUAUCAUCAUACUUUCUUGUACAAUCUAUAUGGACACAAGUUCCUCAAACACAACCAGUUUUAGUACCAAUAAGCCAAUAACUUACAUAA
Molecule: messenger RNA, 1760 nt
Organism: Spinacia oleracea (spinach)
Lineage: Eukaryota; Viridiplantae; Streptophyta; Magnoliopsida; Caryophyllales; Amaranthaceae
Product: glucan endo-1,3-beta-glucosidase 8-like
Exons: 3
Coding region: 163-1626 (487 amino acids)
Biological process (GO): carbohydrate metabolic process
Molecular function (GO): hydrolase activity, hydrolyzing O-glycosyl compounds
Source: RefSeq, a predicted model, not a curated record